Molecule: messenger RNA, 442 nt
Organism: Paramuricea clavata
Lineage: Eukaryota; Metazoa; Cnidaria; Anthozoa; Malacalcyonacea; Plexauridae
Source: the annotation of a GenBank genome assembly
AUGCGUUAUAGGCGUUAUAGUCGUUAUUGGCGUUAUAGGCGUAAUAGUCGUUAUAUGCGUUAUAGGCGUUAUAGUCGUUAUUGGCGUUAUAGGCGUUAUAGACGUUAUUGGCGUUAUUGGCGUUAUAGACGUUAUAGUCGUUAUUGGCGUUAUUGGCGUUAUAGUCGUUAUAGGCGUUAUUGGCGUUAUUGCCGUUAUAGGCGUUAUAGGCGUUAUUGGCGUUAUUGGCGUUAUAGACGUUAUAGUCGUUAUUGGCGUUAUUGGCGUUAUUGGCGUUAUUGCCGUUAUUGGCGUUAUAGGCGUUAUAUGCGUUAUAGGCGUUAUUGCCGUUAUUGGCGUUAUUGACGUUAUAGGCGUUAUAGUCGUUAUUGGCGUUAUUGGCGUUAUAGACGUUAUUGGCGUUAUUGACGUUAUAGGCGUUAUAGGCGUUAUUGGCUUAUAG